UACGUGCGCUUGUGGCGUACGUGCGUUUAAAGUUCUUACGUAGCUUAUGCGCUACCUUAAAACAACGCGCGCGGAGGGCUAUAAAAUCGUAAUUAGCCGAAAUAAAGUUUAUGACAGACGGGUCCACGUUACUGUCGAGGAAGUGAAAGCGAGCAGAGCCGGGACGACGACACGCAGCUCGGCUGUUACUGUGACAGGCGGCGGAGAGAGUUACUGGUCUGUCACCGACAUCGAUUCGACUCCGAAGCGCACGCCAUGGCAGGCCAGCUACACCCGCAGCUGCUGCUGUCCAGACAGUGCUGCAGAGUCUUCUCCGUCGUCAGCUCGCACGUUCACACCAGCUCCGGGCUGGCCGCUAAGGACCACUACAGAGUCCUCGUUCUCGGGGGCGGCAGCGGUGGCGUGACGAUGGCCGCGCGCAUGAAAAGAAAGGUCGGCGCGCAAAACGUGGCCAUCGUGGAGCCUAGUGAGAUGCAUUACUAUCAGCCGAUAUGGACGCUGGUUGGCGCAGGGGCCAAAAGCGUGGCAUCUUCUGGGCGGUCAACAGCGAGCGUGAUUCCAUCAGGGGUGACGUGGGUCAAGUCCAAAGUGGCCGAGUUUGAUCCCGAGAACAACACUGUCCGCACAGACUCUGGGAAGAAGAUUUCCUACGAUUAUCUGAUUGUAGCUCUUGGUCUCGAGCUGCAUUAUGAAAAGAUCAAGGGCCUCCCUGAAGGGUUUGAACAUCCCAAAAUCGGUUCAAACUACUCUGUGAAAACAGUGGAAAAGACAUGGAAUGCCUUGAAGAACUUUAAGGGGGGCAACGCUUUGUUCACCUACCCAAACACCCCCAUCAAAUGUGGAGGCGCGCCUCAGAAAAUCAUGUACCUCUCUGAUGCCUUCCUGAGAAAGGUUCAUUCUCAAUCAAUGAGUUCCCAGACAAUGGCUGCAAUCGUUGUUUUCAGUGUAAAGCAUACAGGAAAGAGGUCCAAAGCCAACAUUAUUUAUAACACCUCCUUACCAGUGCUGUUUGGGGUCAAGAAAUACUCCGAUGCCCUGUGGGAGAUCGUGAAGACGCGGGACCUCAACGUAAACCUCAGGCACAACCUCAUCGAGGUCAGGGCCGACAAACAGGAAGCCGUUUUUGAGAAUCUGGACAAACCUGGGGAGACGGAGGUUUACAAGUACGAGAUGAUCCACGUCACCCCUCCCAUGGGACCGCCUGCUGUGCUGAAGGGCUCGUCGCUGGACGACGCGGGCGGCUGGCUGGAUGUAAAUAAGAACACCCUUCAGCACAAGACUUACGCCAAUGUGUUUGGUAUCGGAGACUGCACCAAUCUCCCCACGUCCAAAACAGCAGCAGCAGUAGCUGCGCAGUCUGCAGUACUCGACCGAACUGUCAGCAGAAUUCUGAAGAAACAGACGCCGGAUAAGGCGUAUGAUGGCUACACCUCCUGCCCACUGGUUACUAGCUACAACACGGUGAUCUUGGCAGAAUUUGAUUAUGACGGCCAGCCGCUGGAGACCUUCCCUGUGGACCAGAGCAAAGAGAGCAGGGUCAUGUAUCACAUGAAAGCUGAUCUCAUGCCUCAUUUGUAUUGGAACGGGCUUCUCAAGGGACUUUGGGGAGGCCCAGGACCAUACCGGACCAUCAUGCAUUUGGGAAUGAAAUAGAGCAAACGCUUAUUUGGGAACAAAGCAAAAUUGUAUUCUUUCUCGUUAUUAACAAGUUUCUCUUAGAUGGUGCUUGAUUUGCUUAAGAGAAUAACCAGAGAUGCCUGCUGUUAAAAAUAGUUUUGUAUAAUUUCAGAUUACACGACUAUAUGAUAUAUGAUAAUUUGCUUUAUUUUGUUCCACGUCCUUGUGAUUAAAAAAAAAACACUUUUUUUUCUAAGUAACUUUUUCAUAUUAAUCAGAUCACAAUUUGUUCAUGAAUAUGAAAAUAAAACAGACCUAUAGAUAGACAGACAGACAGAUAGAUAGAUAGAUAGAAAUAAACAGACAUAAUAUAUGAUCAUUUGAUUUAUUUUUUUCCACGUCCUUGUGAUUAAAAACCAAAUCAAAUCACAAUAUGUUUUCUAAAUAUGAAAAUAAAUAAUAGGUUCUUUAUGAAA
Molecule: messenger RNA, 2093 nt
Organism: Puntigrus tetrazona (Sumatra barb)
Lineage: Eukaryota; Metazoa; Chordata; Actinopteri; Cypriniformes; Cyprinidae
Gene: sqor
Product: sulfide quinone oxidoreductase
Exons: 10
Coding region: 256-1653 (465 amino acids)
Cellular component (GO): mitochondrion
Molecular function (GO): sulfide:quinone oxidoreductase activity; FAD binding
Source: RefSeq, a predicted model, not a curated record